Molecule: messenger RNA, 1068 nt
Organism: Colletotrichum spaethianum
Lineage: Eukaryota; Fungi; Ascomycota; Sordariomycetes; Glomerellales; Glomerellaceae
Product: putative lipid transporter atnI
Exons: 2
Coding region: 1-1068 (355 amino acids)
Cellular component (GO): membrane
Source: RefSeq, a predicted model, not a curated record
AUGCGAUUCUCUUGUACCAUCUUGGUUGCAGCCAUCCCAACCUUUGCCCUCGUCUUACCUUCAGGUCCUUCACCCACGCCAACUCUGCCGGGGUUUGUGAACGAACGACAAGACGCAUUAGUUUCUUCCACACUAUCGGCAUCACCAACCGGCGACUUCAUCACAACAAAACACAUCACAAUUCCCGGUGUGACAAAUGGGUAUGUCAACAUCCCCGCCAAAACCAUCGAAAUUGCCAUCCCAACGUGCAUCCAAACCAUUGAGCCAGACGCCAACGGCUACGUCCCACCCGGCGAAUGCGGUGCCAUUUGGAACUACUAUCCCAGCUUUGUGGCGGCCUUGGUGUUUGCGGUGCUUUUUGGGCUUUUGACUGCCGUUCAUAUCUGGCAGGCUGCCAAGCACAAGAAGGUCCGGGUUAACGCCUUUGCAUACAUGACUCUCGGUCGAAUGAUCUAUUUCUUCCAUCCAUCGCGUUCUCUUCUUCAUAUUCCGGCCUCGACCUUCGCUGCUAUAUUUAUUGGCCUCGACAUCGUCUCCUUUGCCGUGCAACUGGCGGGUGGCUCGUUGGCUGGGCCGACGGCCCCGCCUGCAGAACAGAUGAAGGCGAUUCACAUAUACAUGGGCGGCAUUGGCCUCCAGGAGUUCUUCAUCCUCCUCUUUGUUGGUUUGACUAUGAAAUUUCAACUCGAGCUUCAGAGGAUGGAGAAACUUGUUGGGACGUCACCCCAACCCUGGAAGCCGCUCAUGUGGGCGUUAUACUUCUCCCUCAGCAUGAUCACCGUCAGAAUUGUCUACCGUCUGAUCGAGUUUUCAUCUGGACACGGCAUUGACAACGCCCUUAUUACCCACGAAGCGUAUUUUUACGUUCUGGAAGCUCUACCAAUGUUCCUUGCUAUCGCGGUGUUCAAUUCAAUGCAUCCCGCAGCAGUCAUGAAUGGCCCGGGAUCGGACAUGCCAGGGCUCUUCUCGACGAUAAGGAGUGGAUUUGCGAGGAGAAACGGGAGAAUUCCUUUAAAAGAAGAUGUCGAUGAGCAAGAGCUUACCAGAAGGAGGCCUUCAAGUCCUUGA